Molecule: messenger RNA, 2142 nt
Organism: Plenodomus lingam JN3
Lineage: Eukaryota; Fungi; Ascomycota; Dothideomycetes; Pleosporales; Leptosphaeriaceae
Source: RefSeq, a predicted model, not a curated record
AUGUCGGCCCCCCAGGUCGCCCGUCCGAGGCCUCCACGCGAACGCCUCGGCGGCCUCAAUUCGUCCAAGAAGCCCGAUCCCUACCAGUCCAUCACGACGAAACGAAAGGCCAUGCCCGCGCCCCCGCCACGCGUACGCAACCGCCCAAAGUGCUGCGACAACCCGCAAGCCAUGGAAGAAGACGACGGCAGCACCUUUUGCUUCACCUGCGGCACCGUCCUCCAGGAGAGCUCCAUCGUGGCCGAAGUCACCUUUGGCGAGACGGCCGGUGGGGCGGCCAUUGUCGAGGGAGGCUUCAUCGGCGACCAGCAGCGGCACGCCAACUCCAUGGGCGGCACCAUGCGCGGGCUCGGCGGCAUGGAGAGCAGAGAGCAGGCCGUCAUGUUGGCCCGCACGGCCAUUGAUUCGCUGGGCCGGUCGCUGCAGCAGCGCCAGACGGUCAUUGACCAGGCCGUGGGCUGGUACAAGCUCGCGAUGAACCACAACUUCAUCCAGGGUCGUCGCAUACGCAACGUCGCCGCUGUUGCCAUCUACAUGGCCGCCCGGCGCCAGCCCGAGAACACGCUGCUGCUCAUGGACCUGGCCGAGAAGACGCAGACCAACGUCUGGGCCCUGGGCGACACCUACAAGGCCUUUCUGAAGAAACUGGGCGAGGACGACCCCGCCACCCUCUCCGGCAACAAGGCUGUCCAGGAGAUUGAGCCGCUGAUGCUCAAGUACUGCCGCAAGCUCGAGUUUGCCGAGGCCUCGCACAAGGUCGCCGACGACGCCUGCAAGCUGCUCAGGCGCAUGGGCCGCGACUGGAUGGUUCAAGGUCGCCAACCCGCCGGCCUCUGUGGUGCCUGCAUCAUUCUCGCUGCCCGCAUGAACAACUUCCGCCGCACCGUUCGUGAAGUCGUCUACGUGGUCAAAGUGGCCGACUCCACCAUCAACUCGCGCUUGUACGAGUACAAGAAGACGCCCAGCUCCGCCUUGACCGUCAAGCAGUUUCGCGAGAUGGGCCAGCAGCUCAAGGUCAAGACACUACCACCCGCCAUCUGGAGGCGCGCAGAGAGAGAGGAGCGCAGGGCGAAGAGGAAGGCGACACAAUCGUCCACCUCGGAAGACGACGAGGACGGAGAGGCCAACUCUGCAGUGGACGAGCAGUCGCCGCAUCCCAGCCAAGGGGAAGCUGGCCCCAGCACAGCGCCGUCAAGGACGAGCAAGAGACGUAAAUUAGACAAGGGGACUUCUCAAGCAAUCGCUACACCGCCUGCAACACAAGAAGGUACAGAUCCUGCUGCCGCGGAGGAUGUGUUGGAUGGAAAUGCCGAGACUGUCAUUGAUACCGUCGCCACGGCGUUUGAGGAAGCAGAGGAGAUCCAAGCCGGUGAUCCCGACUUGAUCUUCGAAAUCAAACAGGAUCUGGAAGAGGAAGUCACCCACACCAUCAAAGACUGGGAGAGUAUUUUCAAAGAAUGCGCCCAAAACGAAAAUCACGAACUGUUGCAACGCACGGGCUGGACAGCGAGCGAAUUGACGCGCAUGCGCACCGACACCCGCGACGUUCCCGUGAACCUGUCCCCCGACAUUGGCGAAGACGAGUUUGACAACGACCCGGACGUUGCAAAUUGCAUUCUUGGACCUGAAGAGGUCCGUCGCAAGGAAGCCAUCUGGAUCACGGAAAACGAAGAGUGGCUUCGCGAUCAGCAGAAGAAAAUCCUGGACGCCGAACUCGAGGCCGCAGAAGACAAGCCCAAGAAGCCAAAGCAGAAACGCAAACACCACCAAAUGGGCGACGGCAGCCUCCUCGAAGGCCAACCCGCUGCCAGCGCCGCCGAGGCUGCCCACAGGAUGCUCAAGAAGCGCGCCAAGCAGUUUAGCAACCACAUCAACUACGACCGUCUCAAGGAACUCUUUCCAGGCGGUGACACGACGAGUACGCCGUCGGGCAGCGGCCAAGGCGCCAGCCCAGCUGCCUCUGACGCCACGAACAGCCCGCCACCUGCUACACACCAGACCAAUGCGAAUGCAGCAGCCGAGGCCGAAGACGACUACGACGAACAAGAACAGCAGGAGGAGGAGGAGGAAGAAGAUCUCGAGCAUCAAUACCUCGACGACGAUGAUGAAGGAUUCGGCAACGUGGAUUACGACGAUUAUUGA